AAGACAAGGCAGUGCCAAUUUGGUCCGCGCCCCCCGGACGACGCGCUCGUCCGUCCCGUCGCAGCGCCAUACUUUUUGCUAUAAACAGCCAGAGCUCUCCUCAUCAUCGCGCUCUCCGCGCGCGCCGUCCCGGAAUAGAGUAAAAUUAAACCAAGGGAAGCCAUAGAUCUGCUGCAAGAAAGAAGAGAAAAAUCAUGGCGGACACGAACCAGAGCGUGGUGGCGGUGAAGCCGACGCUGGCCAAGGGCACGCCGUCGGCGUCGUUCCGGCUCCGCAACGGCAGCCUGAACGCGGUGCGCCUGCGCCGCGUCUUCGACCUCUUCGACCGCAACGGCGACGGCGAGAUCACCGUGGACGAGCUGGCGCAGGCGCUGGACGCGCUGGGCCUGGACGCCGACCGCGCCAGCCUGGCCGCCACCGUGGGCGCCUACGUGCCCGAGGGCGCCGCGGGGCUGCGCUUCGGGGACUUCGACGCGCUCCACCGCGCGCUCGGCGACGCCUUCUUCGGCGCGCUCGCGGACCAGGACGACGGCGCGGACGGCGGCAAGGGCGCGGACGACGAGGAGGAGAUGCGGGAGGCGUUCAAGGUGUUCGACGUCGACGGCGACGGCUUCAUCUCCGCCGCGGAGCUGCAGGAGGUGCUCAAGAAGCUGGGCCUCCCCGAGGCCAGCAGCAUGGCCAACGUCAAGGAGAUGAUCUGCAACGUCGACCGCGACCGCGACGGCCGCGUCGACUUCGGCGAGUUCAAGUGCAUGAUGCAGGGGAUCACCGUCUGGGGCGCAUGAUGAUCAUCUUGCAUGCACCAUCAACAAUCCAUCGGCAUGCAGGUUGCCGAUCGGAUCGAUCCAAACCGGACGGACAGGGACAAGAUAUUUCUAGAUGCAUGUGGUGGCAUGAUAUAUAUGUAUGCUGCUGAUCAUCAGUAGUAAGUACGUUUUCAGGGUCGUCCUUCCUUAUUUCUCUUACUUAUUAUCUACCCUACCCUACCCUAGUAUGUAUACGUAUACGUAUAUGUAUGUAGAUGGCUGCGCCUGCGCGCGCGUCAGAAUGCACUGCCGCCCUUAAUUUCCCUGAUGCAUGCGUAUGCGUUCCUCUCUAAUUGUAUGUAAUGUAAUUGGCUAGUAGUUGUGUGCUGC
This is a messenger RNA of Panicum virgatum (switchgrass), 1136 nucleotides long. Its product is annotated as probable calcium-binding protein CML32. The transcript has a single exon. Bases 195 to 785 code for a protein of 196 amino acids. NCBI's taxonomy places the organism in Eukaryota, Viridiplantae, Streptophyta, Magnoliopsida, Poales, Poaceae. Gene Ontology annotation, molecular function: calcium ion binding. The record is from RefSeq and is a predicted model, not a curated record.